Dendronephthya gigantea is the source of this 1525-nucleotide messenger RNA. RefSeq lists its product as uncharacterized. The coding region runs from base 668 to 1525 and encodes 285 amino acids. Gene Ontology annotation, molecular function: carbohydrate binding. Lineage: Eukaryota; Metazoa; Cnidaria; Anthozoa; Malacalcyonacea; Nephtheidae. The transcript is spliced from 3 exons. The record is from RefSeq and is a predicted model, not a curated record.
AGAUCACGAUCUUGCUUAAAACAAGAUUAACAAAACCGGCAAAAAGCUGUUCAUCAGUUUCUAUCCUCUUCACUGGAUUCAGGGUCAAUGAAAAUCCGAAGAAGUCAAAUGUGAGUUUUUACUUCUGCUUACAAAUAUCAGGCUUAAACCUAAAACCUCAACUAUGAACUUUUACCAAUUUCUCUAUCACGAUUUCACCCUGCUUCAUGAAAUUAUUUUUAUUUUUUUACCUCGAAUUUAUCCUCCAGAUAGUGGCUUACAAGAUCUCAAGGGGUCAUUUACAUUUGCCCUGCGAUAAGGCAUGAAUUUAACCGCGAGUAGCUAUAUGGUUGGUGCUUGAACGCCGGCUCUCUAGAAUAUGAUUUUUCACUGUAGUAUUCACUAGCUGUCAAUCUUUAUACCAUGCAUACUCGGGAAUAUAAAAAAUAUCCGAACAAAAGCCCUCAAAAACGGCACAGUAGGCAUAUUCCUUUCAUAAAGCUUAUUUUUGAUCACAUUCAGUAAAGCGUUAAAUUAUUGAAUAAAGCAACCCUCCUGGCGCGAUGUAAUUGCGAUUUGUGUAGUUGUAACUUCCCAUGAAAUUAAACUUUUAUAGUUUCGAUUGCUAGCCAUAGUUUCCUGCAGAGUUCAGACGCUAAAACAAGGCCCGGGCUCUGAAGGUUUGAUCAUGAAAAGCCGUUUUUUUAUCGAAUUGUGGCUUGGUGUUUUAAUCCUGCUUAGUUUUUCAUUAAAAGGAAACCAUUCUCUUUUUCUCAAACACUCAAGUGCUCGCUGUGUCCGUAGCGCCAAAACUCCUCAUCUUCAAGCAGCAUGGGCCAAAAUAUGGAUCCUGGAACUAACGAAUGAUUGCACAGCACCCGAAGCACAAUUUCGUUUCUUAGACCAAGGUGUUCUACAGCACGUUUCCUCUGCUGGUUGUGUUUUGCCAUUAUCUGGCACAACUACACCGAAGGUAGGCGUAAAGCUGGUGGUUUUCGCUUCGAAAGAUAUUUGUAAGAACAAGAGUGCUCAGGCCUACACUCAGACUGAGUAUGGCUCUUUACGUCAUGCUGAUGGUAAAUGUAUUCAACCUCAUACGUCAUUUGGUUCCUCGCCGCCCGUGGGCGCACAAAUGGAGUACACAGCAGUUUGUAAUAAGACAUUGCAGCACUUUGUGUUAGGUUCUGUCACGUGUGAGGGAAGCAAAGCGAGAGACAUAAACUGUCCUGCUUCACAAGUGAUCAAAAUAACAAAGGCAAAUUAUGGAGGAUAUGGUUCGAUGAAAACGUGUGGUUAUUAUAGAAAUUACAACUGUUUGUUGCCAUCAGCCUUGUGCUAUAUGAGACGAACAUGCGAUGGACGUCAAAGCUGUGAGAUGAAUGUCACGACAGAAGAGUUCAAGCAUGAUGCUUGUCCAGGAAUGAAAAAAUAUCUUUAUGUCCAGUAUAGAUGCGUGGAAAGAAAGAAAUUUAAAAAAGAAAAUGUGAUUAGUAAGUUCGUCUGCCUUGUUGUCAUAUCUCGUCGAAACUCGGCGAUGAUGGCUUAA